AUGUCUACCGUCCUUGGCGAAGGGCAGGGACCCUAUGUCUCAGGUCACUGUCUGGGCCCAUCCUCUAUUCCAGGAGUGUACGGAGGGUACUGCAAGUGUAGGAGCCUAUCUGGGCGGGGUCGACCAAUGGCUGAUGUCUCGGGUAGGAUCUCGCUAGAACGAUGAACAGAUACUAACCUAAGUCACUUUCAACUUCAAGACGCGACCCAGACCUUACCACAUUUUUCUGUUAGUUCCAUCCUAACCAUUGGGUAUAGCCAGUUCUCGAAAACCGAACCGAAUGAAAAAACGUCUAAUUGA
Molecule: messenger RNA, 300 nt
Organism: Nezara viridula (southern green stink bug)
Lineage: Eukaryota; Metazoa; Arthropoda; Insecta; Hemiptera; Pentatomidae
Source: the annotation of a GenBank genome assembly